GUGGCCUGGCGCUGCUGGAUUUGACUAUUCAGAGCCGUACUGUGAGCUGUACUGUGGAGCCGAGGUCGCUCUUGGAUUAAAUAUCGUCUUUUUCGUGCUUUUCCCGUUGUUUAAGUGUUCAGAAACGUUCUUUAACGUUGUGAAAGUUUCUGCCGUUACGUGUUACGGACUAGUUUUGCGUCGUUGUGGCGUGGUUUCCGAAUAUAGUCGUAUUUCUUCGCUAAAGAACUGGACUGAUCUGCUCCGCUCUGCUGUACUGUAUGGAUCCGCGGAGAGAGCCGCUGCUGGAGGAGCUCUUCUGAGUGUGCGGUCUCCGUUUGGACGCUAUGUGAGCCGCGGAUCUAAGGGAAUGCAGUGAUAUGUGGGCUUUAAGGCACAUGUAAAGAGCAGGUCUUCACCACAAACCGAUUUGGAGGGUCUUGCCGCGGGCUUGAAGGGCUGGGAAGAGUCGCCGUUGCUCAAUGGAUCGCCAUUCCAGCCUGGUUUCGCUUUGGUUUCAGCUGGAGCUGUGUGCCAUGGCCAUUCUCCUCACUAAAGGAGAGAUCAGGUGCUACUGUGAUGCGCCGCACUGCGUUGCCACAGGAUACAUGUGCAAGUCGGAGCUUAAUGCUUGUUUCACCAAGGUGUUGGACCCACUUAAUACGAACUCCCCGUUAACACACGGGUGUAUAGAUCCUGUAUUAAACUCAGUGGAUGUGUGCCCCAAGAAGAACACAGAGACUUUAAAUGGAGGCUCAUCUCCCAUUGAGUGCUGUCACGAUGAUAUGUGCAACUACCGGGGAUUACCUGACAUUGCACACACUCGGAGCGACUCCACAGACCGAUACCAGCCAGACGGCUCCAAUCAGAACCUGAUCACGCGGGUUCAGGAGUUAGCCUCGGCUAAAGAGGUGUGGUUUCGUGCUGCGGUGAUCGCCGUGCCCAUCGCAGGAGGCCUCAUCCUGGUGCUGCUGAUCAUGUUGGCACUGCGGAUGCUGCGCAGCGAGAACAAGCGCCUGCGAGUCCAGAGGCAACAGAUGCUCUCCCGCCUGCACUACAGCUUCCACGGGCACCACCACGCCAAGAAGGGCCAUGUGGCCAAGCUGGACCUGGAGUGCAUGGUUCCUGUGACAGGACAUGAGAACUGCUGCCUGGGCUGUGAUAAGCUGAGGCAGGCCGAGCUGAGCCUGGCAGGGGGCGGCAGCGGAGGAGGGGAGCGCUUUCUCUCACUCGUUCACUGGGGGAUGUACACGGGCCACGGCAAGCUGGAGUUUGUAUGACUACUUCUCGGUGCCUCCACUGUUGCAGCUGGACUCUAAGGAGGGGAAACUGAGGACGCUGCUUAUGCUUGAACUGCAUAGCGUUGUUUGUUGAACUUUUGUUAUUAUUAAUAUUAUUAUUAUUUUUAUUUGCCCCUAUGCCUUUGUAAUUUUAUUGCCCCUUCUUUGUAAAUGGAGAGAAUGGAAAUGGAAAAUUGAAAAGGACACCUAUGUGUUGUUUUGUUUCAGUUUUUUUUUUAUUAUUAUUCCUCAAUGGAGCACUUUACUUGAAUCUUGAAUUAGAAAUGUGAGAGGGAGGGUGCAGUUGCUGAAAGUUAAGCCCCGCCCCUCUCCAAGGCUUGUCCUGUGGAUCCUGGACUGACACUGAAGACUGAAGGAUUCGUAAUGUCCGUCUUAUUUGCACAUUUGUAUAAAAAUGACGAGAUGAAAAUACUUUCUUUCUCUCUCUCUUUUUUUGCCUUUAAAAAAAGCUCAUUUAGAAGAAGUUCACUGACACCAGGGUACAAAUAUGGACAUUUUUUAUUUCAGUCAUCUUCUAUAAAUAAAGAACUCAGUGUUGACUGUAAAAGUUUAAA
Messenger RNA from Astyanax mexicanus (Mexican tetra), 1834 nucleotides. RefSeq names its product BMP and activin membrane-bound inhibitor (Xenopus laevis) homolog a (gene bambia). Gene Ontology annotation, biological process: negative regulation of transforming growth factor beta receptor signaling pathway; positive regulation of canonical Wnt signaling pathway; transforming growth factor beta receptor signaling pathway. Bases 462 to 1259 code for a protein of 265 amino acids. Lineage: Eukaryota; Metazoa; Chordata; Actinopteri; Characiformes; Acestrorhamphidae. Gene Ontology annotation, molecular function: frizzled binding. The record is from RefSeq and is a predicted model, not a curated record. The transcript is spliced from 3 exons.